Cucumis sativus (cucumber) is the source of this 1924-nucleotide messenger RNA. Its product is annotated as isoleucine N-monooxygenase 1. The transcript has 2 exons. The record is from RefSeq and is a predicted model, not a curated record. The coding region runs from base 70 to 1704 and encodes 544 amino acids. Gene Ontology annotation, molecular function: oxidoreductase activity, acting on paired donors, with incorporation or reduction of molecular oxygen; monooxygenase activity; iron ion binding. Lineage: Eukaryota; Viridiplantae; Streptophyta; Magnoliopsida; Cucurbitales; Cucurbitaceae.
UCCAUUAUUAUACAAUAGAGAGAGCAAGUGAAAGCGAGAAGGGAGAAGGGAGAAGGGAGAGAGAAAGUCAUGGAAGCUGGUUUUUUAAUAUUCCUUACUCAAUUGACUCACCAACAUUCCCCAAUAGCCAUAUCCAAAACUUUUAUUAUAUUUCUGUUUAUGGCUUUUGCUUCUGUCAUGUUUUCACAUUAUUAUAAUCGUAGAAAAAAAUACUCAGUAGUUCGAAAACCACGUCUCCCACCAGGUCCAAAGCCAUGGCCAAUCGUGGGUUGCCUCCCAACAAUGUUAACCAACAAAUCCCCAACAUCCCAUUGGAUUCAUUCGGUAAUGAAGCAAUUCAACACCGAGAUUGCUUGCAUACGCCUUGGAAGUACUUACAUUAUCCCAGUCACUUCUCCAGAACUCGCUAUUGAAUUUCUUAAGACACAUGAUUCUGUCUUUUCAUCACGUUCUUCAAUUUCCAACACUGUUCAUAUCUUAAGCCGUGGAUAUCUCACCACUGCAUUUUCAUCCAUGGGUGAUCAAUGGAAGAAGAUGAGAAGAAUUCUCGCAUCCGAAAUUCUCAAUCCGACAAUGCUUCAUCAAAUGCUUGGCCAAAGAACCGCAGAAGCUGAUACACUUUUACGCUAUAUUUUCUCCAUUACAAGUGGAAAUGGAGGUUCUGCAGUGAUUAAUGUUAGAAGCAUUACACAGCAUUAUUGUGGUAACAUUAUUAGAACAAUGCUAUUCAAUAGAAGAUACUAUGGCAAAGGGAGGGAAGAUGGAGGGCCAACUUUGGAAGAAGAAGAACAUAAUCAAGCACUGUUGACGAUUCUUAGGCAUGUUAAUGCAUUUUCUAUAUCAGAUUUUAUGCCUUGUUUGAAGCCAUUUGAUCUAGAUGGACAUGAGAAAAUUAUGAAGAAUGCUUUGAAUGUUGUUCGAAAGCAUGACGAACCCAUAAUAGAUGAGAGAGUGAAACAAUGGAAGAAGGAUAAGAAACUAGAAGGCAAAGACAUUCUUGAUAUCCUUAUUUCACUUAAAGAUGAUAAUGGAAAUUCAUUGUUGUCAAUUGAAGAGAUUAAGGCCCAAAUCACUGAGUUACAAAUUGCGACAAUAGAUAAUCCAUCGAAUGCAGUGGAAUGGGCAAUGGCGGAAAUAAUCAAUCAACCAGAAGUUCUCAAGAAAGUCGUCAAAGAGUUGGACGACGUAGUGGGAAAAGAAAGGCUAGUUCAAGAAUCCGAUAUCCCAAAACUCAAGUAUCUCACUGCUUGUCUUAGAGAAUCUUUUCGACUUCAUCCAUUUUCACCUUUCAAUAUUCCACAUGUAUCAAAAUUUGAUAUCGUUGUGAAUGGCUACUUAAUUCCCAAAGGUAGUGAAGUCUUGCUUAGUCGUUUUGGUCUGGGUCGAAACCCAAGAAUUUGGGAGGAUCCGAUCAAAUUUAAUCCAGAACGUCACUUAAAAGAUGCCUCAGAAGAAUUGGGAUUAUCAGAACCCAGCUUGCGAUUCAUCACCUUUAGUAGAGGGAGGAGAGGAUGUGUUGGGAGCUCACUUGGAACUAAUAUUACCAUGAUGCUAUUUGCUAGACUUCUACAAGGAUUUUCAUGGAGCUUACUACCAGGAAUCAAAGAAAUUGACUUCUCUAAAAUGGAUCACGAACACUUGCUCUUAAAUCCAUUAAAAUUGCAUGCAGAACCACGUUUGUCUCAUGGUAUGUACCCUAGCUAGGCUUAUUGACCAUGAACCAUAAGCUUACCUCAAAUGAAGAUGCCUACAACGUAUAACAUAAGAAUAUGUAUACAUGUUGUCCUUUCAGUUUCUACAUAUAUGCUUGUGUAAUUUAUGUUAGUCGUGUGUAUCCAUGUACUUUUUUUCACUUGUUUGUAGGGAUAAUUUACAUGUUGCGUGGGCAAAUAUUAGCAAUAAAUAAGUGUACUUUUCGUAUAUA